This is a messenger RNA of Ilex paraguariensis (yerba mate), 684 nucleotides long. NCBI's taxonomy places the organism in Eukaryota, Viridiplantae, Streptophyta, Magnoliopsida, Aquifoliales, Aquifoliaceae. The record is from the annotation of a GenBank genome assembly.
AUGUUGGAGGAGGUGUUUUUGGUCUCUCCUUAUUUGGUAAAUGGUUGUACUGGCAAAAUGGGCAAGGCAGUAGUUGAAGCAGCUGUCUCUGCAGGAAUUCGUAUUGUUCCAGUAUCAUUUGGUGGUCUAAAAAACGCUGGAAAAACUGUGCAAGUGGGUGGAAAAGAUAUUCAAAUGUAUGGUCCCUAUGAAAGAGAACGCAUUCUAGCAUCUACCUUAAAUGAUUAUCCAAAUUUGAUUGUGGUGGAUUACACAGUGCCUGUUGCAGUCAAUGGCCAAUCUCAUCGAUUUAAGGCCUUUAGAAUCAUCUCUCUCAUCCAAUGCCGUGCUGGUUCUUCUGCUUCUUGCUCUGAUUCUUCUAAUCUCAAGUCACUUCCACAGGUAAAAAAAAUACGAGAUCCCAAGCAACAAAUUGAGAUGGUGGGUGUCCCAAAAGAGUACCUAUCUGGUCAUGCAUUCCACAUGUAUCACCUGGAGUCACCUGAUAAAACAAUUUCUUUUGAGUUUCAGCAUAAUGUCUGUGGUAGAUCAAUCUAUGCGGAGGGUACAGUUGAUGCUGCAAUUUUCCUUGCUAAGAAGGUGAUAAUGCUUGCUUCCUCAAAAUGCACCGCUCGAGUUCAAUCAAAGGCGGACAAAUUCAUCUACAGCAUGAUAGAUGUUUUGCGGGAGGGCGCCAUGAGAUGA